Messenger RNA from Ruditapes philippinarum (Manila clam), 1515 nucleotides. RefSeq names its product protein crumbs-like. The transcript is spliced from 8 exons. Gene Ontology annotation, cellular component: protein-containing complex; plasma membrane. Gene Ontology annotation, molecular function: calcium ion binding. Lineage: Eukaryota; Metazoa; Mollusca; Bivalvia; Venerida; Veneridae. Bases 231 to 1316 code for a protein of 361 amino acids. Gene Ontology annotation, biological process: establishment or maintenance of epithelial cell apical/basal polarity; heterophilic cell-cell adhesion. The record is from RefSeq and is a predicted model, not a curated record.
UUUGUCAAACACAUAGUGUGCCUUUGUCGUAUAACUAUAAAUAAUGUGAGUUAAUAUCACCACACAUUGUUAAACAGAAGAAUUGAGGAGGACGUACUACUUGGAAUUAAGAAAUAAAUAUAUAAAACGGUAGGGAGCUAGAAGAUAUUUUACCUGAAACCUGUAGAAUACGAAAUAUUCAAUUGUAUAUUCACCAUUCUGCUUUCUUUAGAUAUUUUAAUCUGUCGAGGAUGUCGAUGUUAAAAUACAAUGUUGUGGUGUAUGUGUUGCUUUCAACCUUUAUCAAAACAACAGAAGGCACGCUGAACUGUGAUGAACAUUUGGAUUGUCCUGCCGGAAGUGCAUGUUUGCCUCCGGGAUUCGGAAAAGCAAAACAACCUGCCCAAAAAAAGUGUUACCCUUGUUCAUGUGCUGACUUGAAUCAAUGUUACAUUCAAGGGGGCCUUCACGGCAUGGUGACGCAAUGUAACUGUUCCGAAUCGGGUUUUACUGGCUGCAACUGUGAAACAAAUAUUGAUGAUUGUGCUAGUUCACCAUGUUUGUAUGGAGGUACAUGUAAUGACGGGAUCAAUUACUACAAUUGCACAUGUUUGCCUGGGUUUAGUGGAGGGAACUGUGAAAUAGCGUUCAGCGGUUGUGACGAUUUGCAACCCGAGGACAGAGUAAAUGGGGAAUAUGUAAUCUACAAUAGCCAAGACGAGCCAUACAAAGUGUACUGCGAAUUCCACGCAAGUUAUGGCUUCACAUUUAUAUUAAAAGAAGAUGCUGGGAAGGCUGACCUGAACCGCCUUCGGUCGUAUUAUACUGAAGUGUUGGUAAGACACUUGCGUUCAAAUGGACAUCAGUAUGAUACUACAAUGGAACAGAUCAAUACUUAUUCUUCAUUGAAUCUUAGUAUCCAGUACAAUACAAAUGUUGAUUAUGCAACACCAUUAAACAGCGCAACAAUGGGUCCUUAUUUGUAUCUCGGCUUCUUACCAACGUCUAUCGCAUCAAGCCAAACUACACAGGGAUACCGAGCAAACGGACACGACUUCACGUUCUCAAAUUGUGAUGGAAAUCCUAAUAGCUAUCUGGCAUUCUUUGUUAACCCUAACAAUAACGAUCCAACAGGCUAUUACAUGAGCUGCUGCUAUACACAAUUGAUGAGAUACUGGAUUGGAGAUGCUGCUAACCAAGCUCCGAAUUAUAUUCCGUGUAAGUACUUCUACCAGUUUGAGAUGCACAUGGGAGGCUGUGGUGGAUAUGCUAUCAAUGGCUACAACACUUUGGAUGACAUAUUCGGUGCUGCAUUAGGUUUUCGCUUUGAUAUAUAGAAGGGCUCAAUUAUUGAUAAUGAAAAGAAAACAUAUAAGAUGGCAACCGGAAGAAAAUCUUUGAACAAUUGCAUCCGAUUAUCAAAUCUUAUCAAUGUUCAUAUAUAUUUAUUUUGUCCAUAUACGUAUAUCCUUCCUUUUGAGGGUUAUGCCCUAAUUAGUAAGAUAGAUAACAUGUUGUACAAAGUUGGGUACAUUC